AUGAUACACAUGUGGUUCUAAAUUUAAAGGAUGAAGAGGUGUCGUUGUGUGAAAAGCUUUCACCCUCCCCAGAUAUAACUGGUGGAGCAUGUCAGAUAUGUAAAAAAAAAGCCCGAGAAAAGUUCAAGGAAUUAAGCGAAGAAAAUUUGCUCCUGAUCAAUAAAAAUCAAGAACUUAUCCUUGAACUGCAUGUAAUGAAAGAAGCGAUGAGAGAACUGCAUUUAAAAUGCAAGAGGCUGGAAGACGACAGCUGUGCGCUGCAGGAAGCCGAGAAAGCGUCCUCUCAGGGAGUUGCUGAACCUGAAUUACUUUAUCUAAGGAAACAAGCUCAAGAAUUGGUGGAUGAAAACGACGGGUUGAAAAUGACCAUCCAUCGUUUGAAUGUAGAACUGAGUCGAUAUCAAACAAAAUUUAGGCAUUUGUCCAAGGAAGAGAGUUUAACUAUUGAAGGCCUCCCAUCAAAGGGCCCUAUACCACCCUGGUUGUUGGAUAUAAAGUACCUGUCUCCAUUGUUGUUGGCUUAUGAGGACAGAAUGAAAGAGAAGGAUGAGCUCAAUGCCACCCUCGAGGAGGAAAUGAGAAUGUUUAGGGUGCGAGUCCAAGAAGUGGUGAAAGAAAAUGAAGUGCUGCACCAGGAGUUAAAUAAGAGCAGUCCUGUAUCCUGUGAGGAAUGGCAAGUGGUGUUGCGUUUCUGGCACCAGCUUCAGGCUCAAGCAGAACUGGUUUUAGAGGAAAACAAGCUAUUGCUGGAGCAGUUGGAGGUCCAGCAAAGGAAAGCCACAGAGACCCAUGAGGAGCAUCGCCAAGAAGUCUCUAAGCUGAAUGAAAAGCUGACGCUGCUGGAAGCUACAACACAGACCCAGGAAAAGGAGCUCUGUGCCAGCAAGGAGCAGGUGGAGAUUUUACAAGCUCAAUGCCAGGAACUCAAAACACACCUGGAUGGCACAAUUGAUGCAGGAGUUCAUACACUGAUUGUAAAUAAAUUAAAGAG
Lepus europaeus (European hare) is the source of this 991-nucleotide messenger RNA. RefSeq names its product centrosomal protein of 89 kDa-like. The record is from RefSeq and is a predicted model, not a curated record. Gene Ontology annotation, cellular component: ciliary transition fiber; centriole. The transcript is spliced from 9 exons. Lineage: Eukaryota; Metazoa; Chordata; Mammalia; Lagomorpha; Leporidae. Gene Ontology annotation, biological process: chemical synaptic transmission; mitochondrion organization; cilium assembly. The annotation marks the transcript as partial.